Messenger RNA from Thyridium curvatum, 1773 nucleotides. RefSeq lists its product as uncharacterized. The record is from RefSeq and is a predicted model, not a curated record. The transcript is spliced from 2 exons. NCBI's taxonomy places the organism in Eukaryota, Fungi, Ascomycota, Sordariomycetes, Thyridiales, Thyridiaceae. The coding region runs from base 1 to 1773 and encodes 590 amino acids.
AUGGUGUUUCCGGAGCUCGUUGCGCCCGCUCUCGGCGGGACUGGCCUUUGGCUCUCCACCUUCAUCGAGACCGUGCCUCUCUUUCUCCUCUCACUAGGCCUUUUUCUGGUCCUCGAGCUAAUCCGCCGGCGACUCUUUCAAGCAAUAGGCUACCCGGAAAUUAUGUCAGCCGAUACUGUAACAAAUCCCUUCCCCGAGCGACCCAUCCGUCCCUUGCCCAAGCGGCGACUUCGAGAACGCCUAUCUCCCGAUGUUGCCGAUGCGAUUGAGUACCCACCCCUGCCGUCCUCAACAACUCCGCUCUUCAGCUAUUCUUGUGCUUCGAAGGAUGAAGACCUCGAGUCAACGGGCAUAGCUAGCCGGGAACGCGGAGCGGUCAGCGUUGAGGGUGGCUAUGUCGCACGCAGCAUCGAGAGUGACGGCGAUGAUGCAAGCGGUAGAAGAACACUCGUUGCUCGUUCAUCCUGGAGAGCAACGGCGCGAUCACGCCAAGCCCCAAGACAGGAUGCAUCUCGUGCUCAGAACGCUCAACCACCACCUUCGACCGACUCUUCUGCGGACGGCUAUGAUUCGUUUGAGAACACGAACAACAAAAAGAAGCGCAAGAUACCGACCACCGGGGACUUGUCUCUAAACGGAAGCCACGGCAUGAACGACGGUGCCGUGGCUUCCAGCCCGACGAGCGACUUCCAUGGUGAUGGAUCAGGCGUGGCGACAGCGUACCACGGAUCUGGUGGAUUUAUCUCAAGUUCGCCAGGUAUAUCUGGACCAGGAAGAGGCAGGUAUGGGCGGAGCAGGACCGGCAGGAGCCCUCUUCGUGCUUUGUCCGAUGCCAGCAACAACUGGGCAGGCAGGGGCGGCAAGUUCCGCCCUUCACAAUGGGCAAUGCAAACAGGAGAGAAUUCUGGUAUCAUCUCAAACGCCAUCGCCAAUGCUGAGAAGCUCCCAUCGCAGCAUGGUCAAGAGAAUGUCAGCCUCCUUCAACAACGCCAAUUAAGCACCAAGUCCAGUCCUGCUUCUACCCAAUUCACCUUUACCUGCGACUCCCAGGUUCCAGGCAAUCUCACCUGGCCUGGACCAGAGCACGGAACGGGCCUUCCGCCAACCCAUGCAGCUGAGCCACAGUGGGUGCAGGACCGUUUAGUCGGCAAGGACAUGGCUCCAGCACGCACGUCAGGGCCCAAUAACAUGGGUCAACAAGCCCCCAAGCAAGGAACAGGAAAGAAGAAGUCACGAAGGAAGCUCAUGAACGAACUGCAGAGGCAAGCGCAGGACCGACAACGAGAGCAGGCUAUGAAAAACUACGAGUCACCGCCAAAAGAUGGAGAAGACCUCUACGUCUGCCCCUAUUGCGAGUUCGAGAUGCUCAUCGGCCACAAGCCUCGAGCUUUACUCUACGACUUCGAGAUGAAGGAGAGAAAGAAGCGUCUGGAGGAGGAACGAAGGCGCCGACUGUUGGAUAAGGCCAAGGCUAGAGGCCGCAAGGGCAGGAAGGCCAAGUCGGCCGGCAAAACCAGUGGCGUCACCGAUGCCCAGUCUUCUGCCGGUCAGCAAGCUCCCCCGAUGCAGCCAAGCCACAGUCAGGACACCCGCAGUGAAGGUGACGAAGAGGAGGAAUAUGUCGACGGCAGUGAGGAUAGAUCUGGCGACGCGCCACAGCCUGGCGUAACAACGGAUCUGGGACAAAACACUGCACUUGCCGAGCGUUCGGCGAAGGACGACGGAGGGGGUCAUCCUGGAGGUGGUACUGGAGGGGAACCAGGUACCACCUGA